CGCCUCCUUCGAAUUUCCACAUUUUGAUCUGCAACACCGAGACCAUCGAUAUAACUCAACAAGACCUCAAAUCAUGUCCAGUGGAGAUCAAGACACCUUCAUCACUAUUUCAGCUCGCUCGUACGAUUCGGGCAGGGACUUCUUAAAAGCCCUACUGGAAGGUGAUAUCUACGCACCUUACGGGAGAAUCGAAAGUCAGCCACUAGACCUUCCCGACGACUGGAAGCUUCCAUCCCAGCCCUUCACUCGGCCUGAUCUCGAGGAAUUGUGGCGGGAUGUGAGCCAAAGGAAUGGCGUGAAUAUGCGUGUCGUACGCUUAAAGAAUCCGGGUGCUCAUACAUUCACUAUGCUCCUCAUCCUCCUCGUGUGUGGAGCAUGCAUGUUGAUACUAGACCAUAGUUUCGAAAUCGCGGACCGUUCAUCCAAAGAAAACUACGAAGCGCUGUCGAACCUAUCGGCAUCUUUGCUGGCUGAAUAUGCAGUGUGUCAAUCGUUAUCUCGCCUGAGGAGCGAGUGGAUGGCAUUUCAACAGUUUGCGACAUUCCGGAAACCGGGCAUGGUGGAGGUCUUGGUUUGUCUCGCUUUCACUCGCAUAGCAGAGGCUUCACUCGCUUUAUCUUUGGCGUCUUUGGCGACGUGUACGCGUUCCUCUUCUGUUUACACAAAGGUUACGCACUGGCCUAUUGGAUGUCUUAUCCAGGUGGUUUUGUAUUUUUUAUAGGGGCGGACUACUGGAUGUCUUUUGUGGGGUCUUGCACAUUUGGCCUUCUCUUGGAUGCUGUCUUGAAGAGGAAAGUGCAGUCAGUGACCUCGCGGGUGUAUUGACUUUAUUUCUGUGGUUUGGCGUCGCCUUGGGUUACUUACAAACAAAUUGUGACAGCCAUUAGUCUGGUGUCUUUUGGUGGCGCCGCAGGUGUAGAUUUCAAAUUUCGCCAUGUAAACUGUUGCAUCACUAUAUACGUAUCG
Suillus subalutaceus is the source of this 966-nucleotide messenger RNA. RefSeq lists its product as uncharacterized. The transcript has 5 exons. NCBI's taxonomy places the organism in Eukaryota, Fungi, Basidiomycota, Agaricomycetes, Boletales, Suillaceae. Bases 74 to 721 code for a protein of 215 amino acids. The record is from RefSeq and is a predicted model, not a curated record.